Prunus armeniaca (apricot) is the source of this 1371-nucleotide messenger RNA. The record is from the annotation of a GenBank genome assembly. NCBI's taxonomy places the organism in Eukaryota, Viridiplantae, Streptophyta, Magnoliopsida, Rosales, Rosaceae.
AUGGGCAGGACCCAUACAUACAGCUUCUUAUUAGCUCGUCUAAGACAAAAAUGGAGCCUUUUGAAAGGUGCAAUAAGAUUGAUUGACCUGGAAAACAACUUCUAUGUUGUACGCUUUGUGCUUGAGGAAGACAUGAGGUACGUUUUUUCUGGGGGACCAUGGGUAAUUGCUGGGCAAUCUUUAGUGAUGCAGAGAUGGAAACCAGGAUUUGAUCCUAAUGAAGCUACCAUCACUCGUAUGGCUGUGUGGGUGCAUGUUACGGGUUUACAUGUUGAAUGGUUUAAUCCUGAGGCAAUUAAACGUAUUGGGGACCUUAUUGGUGUGACUUAUCGCAUUGAUUCUCACACAAUUGCUCAAGCCCGUGGCAAAUAUGCUCGAAUCUGUAUUGAACUGGAUUUAACCAAACCGUUAAUUGCUAAUGUGCAAGUUGAGAAUAAUUGGUAUGCCAUAGAAUAUGAAGGACUCCAUUUGGUCUGCUUUGGCUGUGGAAUUUAUGGCCAUAAUAGGAACCAAUGUCCAUAUGAAAUUAGAGUUCAUGAGGAUACCCAAAAGCCUAUGGAAGGAGAGUCUACAUCUGAUAAGGAACCUUUUCGGGUUGAUACUGAUAUUGGGAUUUCUUCUGGCACUAAGGAUGCUUAUGCAGCUACCCCUGCAGAUUCAAGCCAUUUCGGUCCUUGGAGCCUAAUCAAUGCUGCCAAACAAAAAUCUGGGUCCAGAUUUGAUCUUUUGCACUCACAAAAUGAGAUAAAUGGCCUCCCUGAGGCCCUUGAAGUGCAACCUCCUGUUGCCACCCCACAACCAUGCUUCCUAGAACCUGCAUGUGCUGAGGCAAAACAAAUUGGUGAGACUACAAAGCAAGUCAAGGGAAAACAGAAAGCUAAAGGUAGACCAAGGAAAACCUUUGGGGAUAUUUCCAACAACGGGAAAGAGAAAGAUGCUGCAACUAAUACUCCAAAAAAUAGACAGGUUGAUUUUAAGCCAUAUGUCCUCAAGAAGACUUCCUUGUCGAAUGGAUUCCAAGUUCGUAAUUUGGAUAUCCAAGAAGAAACGUUGGAUGGCCUCUCUUUCAAUCUGAACAAGUAUUUGAAGGAGAAGGGGAUUGGGGGUGACCAUGUCAAUAAGCCGGAUAUUGAAGGGCAUGACCCCUCUAAUAUUGAUCAAAAUACUGAUUCAAUGAUUUGUGGCGAUAGUUUUGUGAAUAACUAUGGUAGAAGUCCAAACAUGGGUGUCUUAAUUGGUAAUGAGGUAAAUAGCCAUCCUCCUACUGUUAUUGUAGAUUCUGCUAGGCUUAAAAAAGCCAUGAUAGAUGUUAAAUCUGGAGUUGUAGGCUCUGCCUCUGCCUUGGUAGAGGCUUUGAGCUCUGCCUUUUAA